AUGUCAUCAUUUAAAUUUUCUCAAUUGGCUAAUAAGGUUGUCCCUACUUCUGAGUUAGUUUUAGAGGUAGCAAAAACCAAAUCUACUUCUGCUUUUUCAUCAACUAUUUUAUACGAAAAAGACGUUGACGCCAUGGCUAAUCGUGUACUUCCUCGCAUUAUGCAAUCAAGAACUAUUACAGGAGUUCCUAAGAACAUUGGAGAAAGACCACCAACACUUGAAGAGUUUGAUCCUCUUAAUCCAGGAAAAUGGCAAAUAGGAGUUGGUGGAAAAAUUCUACCAAGACUUCCAGAAGGAACUCGUGUUGGUAAAUUAGUUAUGGGAAAGUAUGGUUUGUAUAGUCCAGCAUCUCGUAAAAGUGCCGAAGCUUAUUCCGCUGGUCUUGAUGCCGGAAAAAUGUCUGAACAUGCAACUCCACGUGAUGAAAGAUAUUCUCGGAUUAUUAUGGUUUUAAGUAUUAUUUGUGGCUUUAUCUCUAUUUGGAAUGCUGCUACACUUAUUAGAGGAAAACCACUUCCACCAUAUCAAGAUCAUAAAGCUCCAGGCUCAAACUAG
Strongyloides ratti is the source of this 555-nucleotide messenger RNA. RefSeq lists its product as hypothetical. The coding region runs from base 1 to 555 and encodes 184 amino acids. The record is from RefSeq and is a predicted model, not a curated record. The transcript has 3 exons. NCBI's taxonomy places the organism in Eukaryota, Metazoa, Nematoda, Chromadorea, Rhabditida, Strongyloididae.